This is a messenger RNA of Thamnophis sirtalis, 2187 nucleotides long. RefSeq names its product sphingosine-1-phosphate receptor 3 (gene S1PR3). Gene Ontology annotation, biological process: G protein-coupled receptor signaling pathway. Gene Ontology annotation, cellular component: membrane. The record is from RefSeq and is a predicted model, not a curated record. Gene Ontology annotation, molecular function: sphingosine-1-phosphate receptor activity. NCBI's taxonomy places the organism in Eukaryota, Metazoa, Chordata, Lepidosauria, Squamata, Natricidae.
GGCUAAGCGGGAACUUUUGGCCCCACAAAAGUGGGACUCGGCAGAGCAGAGCGCUUGGCGCCAACAAACCUCCAGCCGGCAUGAGGCGCGCCGGGCAAAGAGCGGGCAAGGAAGGAGAGGAGCGGACGCCAGGUCCUGGCAGCCGAGCCUGAAGAUGCUGAGAUGCAAUCAGCUUGGAGACAUCUUUAAAGAGCCACGCUCUAAAGAUUGUGGCGUGAGCUCCCCCUGGUGGAAAACAAUUAGAACAAAAGUUUCUUGAUGUUUAAAGUGCAUCACUCUCAAAUUAAGUCAUGGCUAUUGUUAGCACAGCGCCCCCUAGUUUCUUAUUCUUUCCAGAAAAUGAAGUUGUGGACCCAGUGAUCGUACUUCACUACAAUUAUACUGGAAAGCUGAGCCGUGGAAAAGAAAAAAAAUUGACCAUCAUUGCACUUCUCAUUAUCUGUGGCUUUAUCAUCCUGGAGAACCUAAUGGUGCUGAUUGCCAUUUGGAAGAACAACCGAUUUCACAACCGCAUGUAUUUUUUUAUUGGCAACCUGGCCCUUUGUGACCUGUUGGCGGGAAUAGUUUACAAAGUGAACAUUCUGAUGUCAGGAAACAAAACUUUGACUUUGUCUUCCACGAUCUGGUUUGUUCGGGAAGGCAGCAUGUUUGUGGCGCUGGGCGCUUCUACACUCAGCCUGUUAGCUAUUGCUAUAGAACGGCAUUUGACCAUGAUCAAAAUGAGGCCAUACGAUGCCAAUAAAAAGUACAGGGUUUUCCUGCUUAUUGGAACAUGCUGGCUUAUCUCUCUUUCUCUGGGAGCUUUGCCCAUCCUUGGCUGGAACUGUAUUGGCAAUUUAAGAGACUGCUCCACCAUUUUACCACUGUACUCCAAGAAAUACGUGGCAUUUUGCACCAUCAUCUUCAUAGCCAUCCUAGUGGCCAUUGUAAUCCUCUAUGCCCGCAUUUACAUCUUGGUGAAAUCAAGCAGUCGGAAUGUCACCAACCACAACAACUCAGAGAGGUCCAUGGCAUUGCUGAGGACUGUUGUGAUCGUGGUUGGGGUUUUCAUUGCCUGCUGGUCUCCCCUGUUCAUUUUGUUGCUGAUUGACGUCGCCUGCAAAGUGAAAGAGUGCUCAGUUUUGUAUCAAGAAGAUGGCUUCAUAGCUUUAGCGGUCCUCAAUUCAGCCAUGAAUCCUGUCAUCUAUACGCUGGCAAGCAAAGACAUGCGCCGGGCCUUCUUUCGCCUGGUGUGUGGUUGCUUGGUGAAGAACAAUGUCGCCAUGUCUUUGCCUAUCCAGCCCACCCCGGAUCAGAGUCGAAGCAAAUCCAGCAGCAGCAACAACACUCCAAAACUGAACGAUGACUUUCUGAAAACAAAAAAUUUGUCGUACAUCACCGAAAAGAAUAAACCUCCGUUUUAUAAUGGAAAUGUCUGCAAGUGAAAUCUGCUGACUGGGCACUUCAAUGAUUCUUGUGCUGUGGCUUUUACAGAGCCAAGGAGAAAGGGGUUGUUGUAGUUUUUAAGUGGAGUUUCCUGCACUUAACUCAUAGGAAGGGCAAACUUGAGACCGCUGCUUAAUUCGAAGUGCCUAUUUUGAGCACUGAGCUUUAGGCCUUCACCAACUGAUUUAGGAAAGGUUUGGCUGCCUCUUCUAGUUCCCGUGAGGAUUGUAUAAAGAAGAAGAAAAAAAGCGCUACCCCUGACAUUGCAUUCUUGAUGCAAUUCAAAUGAAAAAGUGUACUUACUAGAGAAACAAGGUAGGAAUGGCUGUUGAUUACUCAAAAGCACUACAUGAAAUUCACUUCUUAUGUUACAAAAGGCAACUGUGGAAGCCCUUACAGGACCCUAGCAGAGUCUUCCUCAGCCUACAUCCGUCUGGAAUCAAUGUUUAGGACUUAAGAGAGUGCCUGGACAAUUUAGCAUCUAUAUGACUGGCUUACUUUUUCCGUAAUAGAAACACUUAUAAACAUUCUGUGAUGUCACAGUCAUUCAGCAAGCAGUCUGGGAAAAAUGCGAAAUCAUUUCAUAAUGAUGGCUGGUCAGCUGGUUGCAUAUGUGUACAAAACGCCCUUCUCCACUGUUACUGUUCAUUGGCCGCAGGAGACGAAAACUUUCCCUAUCCUGCAGUUUAAGGUGAAUAAUAUACAGAUAUUCUAUCCAGAAGAGAUGCAAUGGCUCAGUGGCUAAGACUCUGAGCUUGUCAA